Messenger RNA from Ogataea angusta, 672 nucleotides. RefSeq lists its product as uncharacterized. The transcript has a single exon. The record is from RefSeq and is a predicted model, not a curated record. Gene Ontology annotation, biological process: translation. The coding region runs from base 1 to 672 and encodes 223 amino acids. Gene Ontology annotation, cellular component: ribosome; mitochondrion. Gene Ontology annotation, molecular function: structural constituent of ribosome. NCBI's taxonomy places the organism in Eukaryota, Fungi, Ascomycota, Pichiomycetes, Pichiales, Pichiaceae.
AUGUUUGUGACUCGAGCAAUCCAGGGUCGCAUCACCCGUUUUGGUGUCAGGUAUUCUGCUAUUAGUAAAAGAAAACGGAUACCAGUGCAGCUAUUGAAAGAUUUCCCAACUAUCGGGGUCAAAGGACAAAUAGUGCAAGUGAAACCGAGCGUUAUGAUAAAUCGACUUCAUCCGAAAAACGGAGCAGUGUAUAUGCACUUGCCUGACUCUAAGCCUAAAAUUCCUGUGGUCGAGCCAAAGGAAUUGGACCUGGUGUCCAUGGGCCUGGAGCAGGAGAACAAUGAGUCACAAACAUUGACUUUGGACGAUUUGAUAUCUUUUGAUUUAAAUCAAUUACUUGGCUCUGAGAGAGAUGCAAUCAUCGCUAAGUUGCCUCGUCGCGUUUUGUUCAGAGCCGAGAAGUCUAACAACAAAUUGCGGAACCCAAUUUCUGGAAACAGGGUGCUUAUGACUUUGAAUAGAAUGGUUGCACAAGGCUUGAAACAAAACGAGGAUCCAGACCAGGUGAAUGCGUUCUUUGCAGAUUCUCACCUGAAGUUGGACAUUCUGGAUCAGGAAGAAAAUCAUUUAGAUUACAUUCACGAGGAUGGCAUCUACUCUGCACAGUUAGCCGACUUGCGCGAUGGCGAAAAACUUGUGCACAGGUUCACAAUUGGUGUGAAUGUUAACUAA